Molecule: messenger RNA, 1242 nt
Organism: Heteronotia binoei (common prickly gecko)
Lineage: Eukaryota; Metazoa; Chordata; Lepidosauria; Squamata; Gekkonidae
Exons: 5
Biological process (GO): DNA integration
Molecular function (GO): nucleic acid binding
Source: RefSeq, a predicted model, not a curated record
GAAACACACCCAGGCAUAGUGAGAAUGAAGGCCCUGGCCAGGAGCUACGUAUGGUGGCCGGGGAUGGACGGGGAGAUAGAGAACUGGGUCCGGAGAUGCAGCACAUGCCAGGAGUCGCGGCCGGACCCACCCAGCGCCCCGGCUACACGGUGGGAGACCACAAGGAAACCGUGGUCCCGGCUCCACAUUGAUUUUGCCGGGCCGUUCCAGGGACAGAUCUUCCUAAUCAUUGUGGAUGCAUACACAAAAUGGUUAGAGGUCGUUCCCGUAGGGUCUACCUCGUCAGCAGCAGCCAUUAGAGCAUUACGCAGGGUCCUGUGCACCCACGGUAUUCCGGACACCAUAGUCUCGGACAACGGGGCAGCGUUCACCUCGGGGGACUUCCAGGCGUUCCUCCAGAGGUACCUCAUUAGACACAUCCGGUCAGCCCCCUUCCACCCGGCCACCAACGGCCAGGCCGAGCGGAUGGUCCGAACAACAAAAGAGGCCCUGGGAAGCAUAGUGCAAGGCGAUUGGGACCACCGGCUAGCCGCGUUCCUCUUCGACAACCGGGUCGUCCCAAACCCAGUCACCGGGGUCAGCCCAGCCGAGCUCCUCAUGGGGCGCAAGCUCACCACAAGGCUAGAUCGGCUAAACCCCGACAGAGCCCCCGACAUGCGAGGGUCACCGGAGGCCACCGCUGCCUUGAUCUCGGACGGCUCCAACAAGGAAGGAGCACAUCAGCUUCGCCGCCAGCUGCACAGCGGGCUGAAAGCACCAAACCGACCACGGGCAGCGGAGAAGCCGGGCACCAAGUGCGCCAGCUGUGAGGACCCACACAAGCGCCAAGACAGCCCCUACCAUAACGCAGACUGCAGAAGCUGCAAAAAAGUGGGCCACGUCGCCCGAGCUUGCAGGGCCAGACCCAACAGGAUGCCCCAGUCCACACACCACAACUCGACAGAUGCACACACGACAGCCGCAAACAGCAACCAGCGGCACCAGACGCCGAUGAGUUCUGCCACCGCCUUCGAGAGGUGCUCUGCUUCCAGAAAUGCAGAUCUCAAGGUGAAGUGGAAGAAGUGCUUGCUUGGGGUGCCAAGGGUGGAGUUCCUGAGGUUUGCAGUGAAUGCCGUGGGAAUUCACCCAAUGGCCAACAAGACCCGGGCAAUAGCUGAGCGCAACUACGCCCAAAUCGAUGAGGAGGCAUUGGCAAUCGUGGCAGAUGUAUACAAGUACAACGACUACCUGUAUGCUCAGUGA